Molecule: messenger RNA, 3374 nt
Organism: Drosophila subpulchrella
Lineage: Eukaryota; Metazoa; Arthropoda; Insecta; Diptera; Drosophilidae
Exons: 3
Coding region: 794-3007 (737 amino acids)
Source: RefSeq, a predicted model, not a curated record
UAAGGCUUUUGGUUAUCGUUUUUUAUGGCCUAUUCAUUUGCCAGUUUAUCUUAACCAUUGAGCUUUAUUUAAUAACUACCUUCGGACAUUAUGAUCCCCAUCUUUUAAAGUAAGGCCGCGACCCUUUCACUUUAAAGACCACAGAACCUAGGUAUAUUUUUCAUGGUGAUAGAGCAAUUAGAUCGUUUAUUAUAGGCUGCAGGGGCUUCGGUUCUUUUUCCCAACUAUAAUGAGCAAUUAAAUUGGCUUGGCAUUGUGGGCCUUAAAGUUUCCAUUGGCCAUUGGUAGAGACACAGAAACCAAAAUAAACGGAACCCUUUCACUUUAAAAUCCACAGAACCCCAAAGAUCGACGAAAACGAGUUUCGCCAAAGAGCAAAAAGCCGAGCGGCCAUAUUCCAUAUCCCAUACCGCAUAUCGAAUAACUGAAUAACUGAAUAGCCGAGCAAUAAAGUGUUACUUGGCACAUCCAACAUCCAACAUUCAGCAUCCAACUAGCUCCGUUGCAGUGGCCUAUAUUCAAAAUAGAUCAGAGAUCGACUCGUCGAAGGCAGCUGCACCGAAAGGCUGGAGGAGAUCGGGGGAGAUGAGGAGAUCGCCAUGUGAGAAGAGCAAUACGAAACUAGUUUCCCAUUUGCGCGCUUAUGCUAAGUAAUAAUAAUAAAUAAGCGCAGUAGUCUCUUGUUCGCCGUUCGAGAAGUGACCUAAAAAUACUGGUUUCGAGUGCGGUUUUGGCGUGAGAACGUGCAGCAUAGCUAUAUAGGUAUAGUUAUAGUAUAGCCAAGCCACCACCGAUGGCCACCACAGCCGCCGGAGCAGCAGGAGCCACCGCCGUGGUGGUGAAGCGGCCAGGUCCGCCGGUACCACCCAGGCCCAAGACCAAUGGAGGAGCAGUAGCAGGAGCAGGAGGAGUCCCUCCCGUUAUCCAAAAGAAGCCCACCUUUGUGAGCCAGCUGAGUGCAGUGGGUCGCACCCUGGUAUACAAGUCCCCCAGCGUUAAUCUUCACAAGAAACAGGCCCAAACCCAGACGCCCACCACGGCGGUGCCAACUCCGCCGGUGAAACCACUGAAGCUACGCAAGGCACCCGAUGUGCCGACGGCCAGGCCCAGGGAGGCCACCUCCAUCAGCUCCACGGUGGUGACCGUCAAUCGUCAUAACUCCAUCAGCGUGAUUGGGGGUACCCCGCAGACCACGCCCCGCAAGGAGACCCGCCUGAGCCUGGGCAAGGUGGACUUUGAGAGGUCAGGACUCCACCUCCAGCCGGCUAGCCAGCCCCUGCCCAGACCCAGGAAAAUAGUCCAGCUGCCCGUGGCCACCCUAGAUGUGGAGGAUAUACCAGUGGCACCCAGUAACCCAUCCACUGGGCUCUUUAGGAGAUCCAAGACCACCCUGGAUGGCUGCCAAAAGGAGCAGGCAGGAGCCUCCCCGCAUAAUGGAGGAUUCCUCUCCGGUCGAACCGUGGAGAUCAAGAACAAUCUGAAGAACGCCGCCGAGCGUCUCUUCUCGGAAAUAAUCAUAAACCAGAGCCAGAAACAGGCAGCCUCCGAUACCACCAUUAUAACCAAGCACGAGGCCAUGAAACAGGAAGCGGAUCCUGUCCUGACCAUCCAGUCCUCGGGCAAUUGCAUGAGGAUCAAUGUGAAUGGGGGAUCGACCCAGACAAGCACCAUGAAGAGCUCAAUCAGCGUGGGCAAUACGCCCCAGAAGAAGCAGGCCUUCCACGAGAUGCUUAUCUCGGAACUGGCGGCCAUGAGGAACAAGUCCUGUUCCCUGGAGCAGCUGCCCACCACCAAAACUCCAAUGACGCCCCCGACCACAUCCACGCCCAAAAGCGUUGCAUCACGCAGGCGCUACAACUCUAUCGAUAUAGAUGAUGCGGAUACUGAGGAUGUGGAUGCGGACAAUGUGGAGGAUGCAGAUGGGGAUGUGGAUGAGGAGGAUACUUUGACCUUUGCGGUGAAUAAAUCCCUGCAGGAGAAUAUAGGCAAGGAUGGUGUGUCCUCGAGGAAGCGCUGUCCUUCGGGCUGCUCCACAGAUUCCUCGCCCUACGGAACCGAGAGAUCCCAACGCAUCCGCACCUCGGAUUGGAUCGAGGUGGGCGACAAUGGCACCGCCGUCACCCUGACCAGUUGCCACAUCAGCCUCGAGGACUCCGGCAUGGAGGAUGAGGAGCGGCUGGACGACAUGUCCUCGGGAGUGGGCGAUAGCUGGGAUAGCGUCAAGGAGGCGGAGACCGAGAAGCGUUCUCGCAACGGAAAACGUGUAAAUUCAGUUUGCGAGCUGCCUCCACUGCCGAAAUCUCUGAUUGGCUUUAAUAAACUAUUGUGCUCCGAUUCGGGACUCCUGAGUGAUGUGGAAGGAAAUAACAACAGCAGCGAUAUCAGCCAAAAACCAAACGACACUUUUACAGGGGACAGCCAGGUUAGCAAUGAGAAUGCCAUCGAUAAGUCACUGCCCUCUUCGCCAAACGGAAAUACGGCAAUACCACCAAUAGCAGCGAAAUCCGAAGCGAAAUCCCCCAGUUUAUCCGCCAAAGGAAACCCCCAAGCAGUCGAGGCAGGCAGCACUCUGGAUGCACAAAUUGCGACGCUGCGGAAGGAAAUGAACGGACUGCGUCAACUAGAUCUCUCGUUGUUGUCACAACUGUGGGUGCUUAACGAAUCGAUCCAAGAGUUCCGCGCCCUGAUCGAGGACCAGGAGAACGAGGACGAGGACGACGAGGUGGAGAAUGGCAACGACCUGGACGAGGAGGGCAACAGCCGGAUUUCCUCGUCCGUUGAGUCUGUGAGAUUCGAGGGCGGUGCUGAUGGACGGGCGAAGCAUCUGGGAACCAUACCAAAGGUCAUAACGACGCAGCCAAAGGUGCUAAGGGAGUCGCUGGCCAACAAGGACCAGAAGCCGGUGCCCCGGAUGCGGAGUGCCCCCCCACCGCCUCCUCCCGCCGUUCUGCAGCUGCAGUCCUCCUCCUUGGAGCGAAAACCACCGGCACCCUCACGGCCCACAUGAUGUUACCUCUCGGACUUCCUCGCCGGAGUCAGGAUGGUCAUGUGCAAGGCGAUCGUGAGCGAUGUGCCCGCCGCCUCAUCCACGUCCUCAUCCCUUGGUGGAGAUGGAUCCCAAUUCCGAUCCCGAUCCCCAUUCGGAAUCCAGGACCAGCCGAGCUGUUUGGGCAAUCAAAGUGGCCUGCUCCAAGCAUAGUUUUAGUUGAUAUAACCGAUAAAUAAGGUGUACGAGCGAUUUACGAGCGAAGAACUGAUCUAAAUUUUGGGUGAACUAUGUAGUAGCAGUUCUCGAAAUGCCCCCAAAACAAAUCCUGAUGUGAAGCCUAAAUUAUCUGCUGCUUACCUCAAAUAUAGGAAGACCCAACAUAUGA